This is a messenger RNA of Liolophura sinensis, 1289 nucleotides long. RefSeq names its product beta-1,3-galactosyltransferase 6-like. The transcript has 2 exons. Gene Ontology annotation, molecular function: galactosylxylosylprotein 3-beta-galactosyltransferase activity. Gene Ontology annotation, cellular component: Golgi membrane. The record is from RefSeq and is a predicted model, not a curated record. Gene Ontology annotation, biological process: glycosaminoglycan biosynthetic process; protein O-linked glycosylation. Bases 179 to 1219 code for a protein of 346 amino acids. Lineage: Eukaryota; Metazoa; Mollusca; Polyplacophora; Chitonida; Chitonidae.
UUAUGUUGUAAACAUGGAGUUCUGAAGUUACGGGUUGGCAGGAAGGUGGUGUGCUGCAACUUUGUGUGAUGAAAAUGGUGCCAUGAACUGCAUUUAUUAGGCCUACUAUGCAAAGAACUGUGAAACCAAGUGCACGAACAUGCUUUGAUGGCGAGGAGACUCUUAGGACAUAAUAGAAAUGGUGCAUUCUGGGAGAUUCCCCCCAGGAGUUGACCGCCGUCUCAACAAGUAUGCGGGAACAAUUUUGAUUGGUGGGAUUUUUCUGUGCUUCAGUGUUAUGAUGUAUUUGACAUUUUGUAACAUGCCUUGUGAGGACAAGACGUAUGGAAUUUUCCAGGAGGAUCUGGAACUCGUCAAAAGUCAUUCCUACUGGAAAAAGCAUAUUUUUGCUGCCAAAAAGUCUCAGGCAGCAUCCGUCAUCAUCAUGGUUCUGUCAGGGCCACAGAAUUUGGAAAGAAGAGACGUUAUCAGAGAGACUUGGCUGAGCAACAUGCCCGAAGAUGUGAUGGUCAAAUUUCUGAUCGGAAUUAAAAAAUUAAACAAAAAUGAUCUGCGUGGUGUUGAAAGAGAGAACUCUGUACAUAAUGAUUUGCUGCUCUUGAAAAAUGUAGAAGAGUCUUAUGGUGGGCUUACAGCAAAAGUUGUAGAGAGCUUCCAGUGGGUAGAUAAAAAUGUUGAUUUUCAGUUUUUGUUAAAAGUCGAUGAUGAUAGCUUUGUUCGUUUGGAUACAUUCCUGGAGGAGCUCCGCUUUCAGCCUAAAGAAAGACUUUAUUGGGGCUUUUUUAAUGGUGCUGCUCGGGUAAAACACUCCGGAAAAUGGAAAGAAAAAGACUGGGUGUUGUGUGAUAGAUAUCUACCAUAUGCUCGUGGAGGUGGGUACGUCUUAUCAGCAGACUUGGUCCAUUACAUAACCAUAAACUCAAAAUUCUUACAACAGUUUAACAGUGAGGAUGUUUCUGUGGGGGCAUGGUUGGGCCCACUGGAUAUUCUAAGAGUUCAUGACCCAAGGUUUGACACCGAAUUUGAAUCCAGAGGAUGUAAUAAUAAGUACAUUGUUUUGCAUAAACAAUCACCUGCUAACAUGAGAGAAAAAUUUAACACCUUGAAAGACAUUGGGGUUUUGUGUCGAAAAGAGGAGAGAAAACAUUUAUCUUAUCAGUAUAACUGGAAUGCUCCACCAAGCUUGUGUUGUAUCAGAAAUGACUCGACAAUUCCCUAAACAAAAUAAGUGGAAUGUAUAUGUACACUCUACCUUUACAUGAAAUAAAAUAUUUUUGUACCUUACUAAA